AUGGCGGCCGCCCGAGGCCGAGGCCGAUGCGUCCUUCUCGCUGCCGUCCUCCUCUUGACGACGGUGGUCGGCGCAGACAUAUACAAGCCAACGGACUCCAUUCUGGUUCACUGCGGGUCGGACAAGGACGGGCAGGACGAGGACGGCAGGAAGUGGACCACCGACAAGGACAGCAAGUGGCUCCCCGACGGCGGCAAGUCCUCCAUCAUGGGCACCGCCGACGUGGCGGACCCGUCGCUCCCCUCCCCCGUGCCCUACAUGACGGCGCGGGUCUUCCCCAAGGAGACCGCCUACACCUUCCCCGUGGCCGACGCCGACCGCCACUGGGUGCGCCUCCACUUCUACCCGGCGGCCUACCACGGCAUCCCCGCCGAUCACUUCUUCUUCUCCGUCACCACCUCCACCGGCGUCACGCUGCUGCGCAACUUCAGCGUCUACAUCACCGCCAAGGCCCUCACCCAGGCCUACAUCAUCCGGGAGUUCUCCCUCCCUCCCUCCACCGUCGGCUCGCUCUCCCUCAAAUUCACGCCCACCGCCAUGAACAACGCCUCUUACGCCUUCGUCAACGGCAUCGAGGUCAUCUCCAUGCCCAGCUUCUUCGGCGACCCGGCCACACUGGUCGGCCUCAACGACCAGUCCCUCGACGCCAGCGCCGCCAACCUGCAGACCAUGUACCGGCUCAGCGUCGGCGGCUCCUACAUCCCGCCCGCCAACGACUCCGGCCUGUCCCGCGAGUGGUUCUCCGACACGCCCUACGUCUACGGCGCCGCCACGGGCGUCACCUUCGAGGCCAACGACACGGUCCCGAUCAAGUACCCGGCCCCCGCCGACGAGUACGCCGCGCCCGUCAGCAUCUACGACUCGUUCCGCCACAUGGGGCGCGACCCCAAGAUGAACAAGAACAACAACCUCACCUGGGUGUUCGAGGUGGACGGCAACUUCACCUACCUCCUCCGCCUCCACUUCUGCUCGCUCAUGGAAGACAAGAUCAACCAGGUCGUCUUCGCCAUCCUCCUCAACAACAAGACGGCCACCACCACCGGCAGCGCCGACAUCAUCGCCUGGGCCAAGGAGAAGAACCCUGCUAAUCCCGGCGCGCCCGGCAAGGGCGUGCCGGUCUUCAAGGACUACGCGGUGUUCAUGCCCGCCGCCCCGGCGGGCAACGACACCAUCCUCUGGCUCACGCUGCGCCCGGACACCGCCACCAGAACACAGUUCGUCAACGCUUUCCUCAACGGCCUGGAGGUGUUUAAGGUGAGCGACGCCUCCGGCAACCUGGCCGGCCCAAACCCGGACAUCUCCAAGAUGCUGGCGGAGGCCGAGCUGGGGGCCGUGGAGGGGCAGUUCAGGGAGAAGCCGAGCAACGUCGGGGCGCUCAUCGGCGGGGCGGCGGGCGGCGCGGCGGCGUUCGGGCUGGUGGCGGCCGUGUGCUUCGUGGCGUACCAGAGCAAGAGGAGGAGGGAGCUGAGCAGCAGCCCGUCGCACUCCUCCUCCGGGUGGCUGCCGGUGUACGGCGGGUCGACGAGCGUGAGCAAGUCGUCGGGCGGCAGGAGCGCGGCAACGCUCAACCCCAACAUCACGGCCAUGUGCCGGCACUUCUCGCUCCAGGAGAUAAAGUCGGCGACCAAGGGGUUCGACGAGUCGCUGGUGAUCGGCGUGGGCGGGUUCGGCAAGGUGUACCGCGGGGUGGCGGACGGGGACACCAAGGUGGCCGUCAAGCGGAGCAACCCGUCGUCGGAGCAGGGGGUACUGGAGUUCCAGACGGAGAUCGAGAUGCUGUCCAAGCUGCGGCACAAGCACCUGGUGUCCCUCAUCGGCUGCUGCGAGGACAACGGCGAGAUGAUCCUGGUGUACGACUACAUGGCGCACGGCACGCUGCGGGAGCACCUGUACAACAAGAGCGGCAAGCCGCCGCUGCCGUGGAGGCAGCGGCUGGAGAUCGUCAUCGGCGCCGCCCGGGGGCUGCACUACCUCCACACGGGCGCCAAGUACACCAUCAUCCACCGGGACGUCAAGACCACCAACAUCCUGGUGGACGACAAGUGGGUGGCCAAGGUGUCCGACUUCGGCCUCUCCAAGACGGGGCCGACGGUGCAGAACCAGACGCACGUGAGCACCAUGGUGAAGGGCAGCUUCGGGUACCUGGACCCGGAGUACUUCCGGCGGCAGAAGCUGACGGAGAAGUCGGACGUCUACUCGUUCGGCGUGGUGCUGUUCGAGGUGCUGUGCGGGCGGCCGGCGCUGAACCCGAGCCUGCCGCGGGAGCAGGUGAGCCUGGCGGACCACGCGCUGAGCUGCCAGCGGAAGGGCACCCUGGAGGAGAUCGUGGACCCGGUGCUGGAGGGGAAGAUCGCGCCCGACUGCCUCAAGAAGUUCGCCGAGACGGCGGAGAAGUGCCUGGCGGACCAGGGCGUGGACCGGCCGUCCAUGGGCGACGUGCUGUGGAACCUCGAGUUCGCGCUGCAGAUGCAGGACACCUUCGACAACGGCGGCAAGCCGCCCGAGGUCGACGACUACAGCAGCAGCUUCACCAUCGCCCAGCCGUCCAUGGAGGAGAGCCUGGCGGCCAACGCCGCGGCGCUCUCGCUCAUCAGCGAGGACAUGGACGAGGAGGACAUUGCCAACUCCGUCAUCUUCUCCCAGAUCGCUAAACCAACCGGACGAUGAUGAUCCUCUCUUCACCUCACCUGGAUCCAUAGCGUCUCCUUCUCGUGUAACAGAUGAGAUGAGAUGAGAUGAGAUCAGGUCGAACGUGAUGUACUCCUCCCUACGUACCACCAGCACACAAGACAGACAUGCAUGCAUGAAUUCAUGCAUGCAUGCAGACGGAAGGCCCGUCGAUCGGCCGGGGUGGGUG
This is a messenger RNA of Triticum urartu, 2857 nucleotides long. Its product is annotated as receptor-like protein kinase ANXUR1. Gene Ontology annotation, molecular function: ATP binding; transmembrane receptor protein tyrosine kinase activity. Gene Ontology annotation, biological process: protein phosphorylation. NCBI's taxonomy places the organism in Eukaryota, Viridiplantae, Streptophyta, Magnoliopsida, Poales, Poaceae. The record is from RefSeq and is a predicted model, not a curated record.